UUCUGCUCUUCUUCUCCUUUCUUCCCGCUGCAGCCACUCGAAAGAAAAAGAAAGAGAACCCAGCCAUGCCUUUGAGAAACCGGUGAGAUAAGCUUGGUUUUCUCCUUCCUUUCUCGCUCUAGAACACACCUAGAACCCAGAAAUCUUCCCCCCCCUGCUGGAAAAGCCGGAUCUGCCCUGCUCUGCUUUGUCCUUCCGCCAGCUGCUCUUGAUUGUGGGUGAUUUCUGGGCAUUUUUUUCGAUUUCCCGUGAGCUUCCCCUUGAAUUUUCUGCAGAGUGCGGCCGGCCUUCCCCCAACUGCAGUCCAGUUUUUGGCUGCUAAAUUAUGGUUCUUGAUCGUUCUGUCAGUUUAGUACGUGAAUUGAGUGCUCAGUUUUAUGCAAGUGAGGUAAGUAAAUUUAUGGUAAUGCCUGUACUGUUUUUAAAAGCAUGUUUUGAUUUGUUUUUGAAGUGGUGGCGGGACUAAACCCGUUUUACACGAGCAUGACUGAUUUGAAGUGAAAUGUCUUAUGCUUUUCACUAAAUUGAGCAUGCCUACUUGGAAUUUAAUUGAUUGUCCCGAUGAUUUGAAAGUGAUUAGUGAAUUAUGAAUUUUCUGUUAACUUCUGCCUGUUUUGUCUCCGAUACGGUCAUGUUAUCCUGUUGCCCGCUAGUGGGAGGUCAAACGCUAGCACAUGUGGACAUGUUCCUGAUAGAACCGGUUCAUUCCUGUAAUCCUGCUAGUGGGAGUUAAACACUAGCAACUCCUGUUGCCUGCCAGUGGGAGGUUUAAACACUGGCCAUGACCUAUAGAGGAGACGUCUAUUUCGUUCCCGCACUGUAUCCGUUUUUCGUGAUUGUACUAGUUGGCAUGCUAUAAGUUUAAUAAGGGCACUCCAUAUUUUACUUACUGAGUUUAUCUCAUAGUUUUUCUUUGUCCACCAUUUCAGGAAGUGAAACCGAGGACGGGAAACCACGGGAAGUGACGAGUUAGAAGGCUAGCCAAUUCGAGAUUGAACAUAGAUUUAGAACUAAAUCAUGAUCUUGUAUUUGGAGAUUUUAAUUGGAGAUUUAUGAUAUUAGAGCAAAUAUUGAGAUUUGAUUUUCAGAUUUUGGUGGUAUCAGAGUGUGAAUUUGAUAAGUUUCGAGCCUUGUGCAUUUGUGGGACUCGUCUCACGAGUGUACGGCGUCUGCCACGUCCCCGGAUUUGGGUUCUGGGGCGUGACACAAUACCAGGAGAGAAGGGUCCAGAGACUAGAGCUCACCUCAAUGUGAAAUGUGUCUAGACAUGAAAACAUAAAGAUAUGACAGCAACUGGCACCCGAAGGGCUGGGCAAACGUCAAUACAAUAUAUAUAUUUUUUCUUUUUUAUACAAUAGGCAAUGAAAUGUUGAUGGUACA
Molecule: messenger RNA, 1380 nt
Organism: Rubroshorea leprosula
Lineage: Eukaryota; Viridiplantae; Streptophyta; Magnoliopsida; Malvales; Dipterocarpaceae
Source: the annotation of a GenBank genome assembly